UGACUCUGCGCGGCUGCUGUGUGUUGUGCUCGUUGUUCCAGCUCGUUGUUCCAGCUCUUUGGACUGUUGUGUGUCGUGUUUUCCUCGCCAUGAGUAAGAGCAAGGCGAGCGGCGUGGCCUGGGUCAAGCCGGCGGAGCCCACCUUCCUCAAGAAGUUUAAAAGCGAUGUUGGCUACAAGGAGGGGCCCAAUGUGGACACCAAGCGCCAGCUGAUGCCGACGCUGGACGACGACAGCGGCAGCGACCGAGAGGACGAGCUCCCUCAGGUGGUGGUGCUGAAGAGUGGAGACCUGACUGCAGAGGAGGUGAAGAAGGUGAAGGGGGAGACGGGAGCAGGAGGAGCAGAGAAAGACAAAGAAGCCGACGGUAAAAUCCUGUUCAAGAAACCGGCCAAGCGCUCCUCCUCAGACAAGUUCCAGGGCAUCACGGCCAGCUCCAGCAAAAAGAAGAAGAGCCACGACAGAGAGAAGGAGGACGUAGAGAAGGAGGAGGGGGAGAAGAAGGAGGACAGGGAGAAGAAGGACGGGGAAAAGAAGGACGGGGAAAAGAAGGAAGGGGAGAAGAAGGAUGGGGAAAAGAAGGAGCCGAAGUCGGGGAAGAAAGUGAAGAACAACAGCCUGCUGUCGUUCGGAGGAGACGAGGACGAGGACGACGACUAAACCUCCCCGUCGUUCCUAGAGUAGUGUGUGUAUCACGGUAACGUUUGAGAGGAUUGGUCAGAGAGAGAGAGGCCUGAAGUCAUGUGGCAUCAUUCAGUCUUUCUGCUGUUUCACCCGACAACAGGACAGACGUCAUACAUUCAUCCUACACCGUUCCCACGGAGACACAGACUCCUAGUCCGAGCAGAGCUCGAAAAACUAGCAACGGUCCAGCGUUUGAUCUGCUGGAGUCAGAAUCACUGGUGACGCGUCAGAGUCAGUCCUUCCAACACACACGUAUUCUAACAGACGCUUAUUUUGAUUUGCAAAGACCAUAGUUUCCAGCUGACACACACACACACACACGGGUAACAGUUCCUGCUUCCUGCCGAGUUGCAGCUUCUCGUAACACGCCGUCCGUCAGUUUUUCCCAUCAGAGCAGGUUAUAAGUGUAAUUUGUUUUUUUUUAAUUAUUAUUACAUUAAUUAAAAUUUGAUUUCUUAGGAAAAAGGGACAGAUAAAAUAAGCUUAGUCUUCUUUCUGUUCCCUUUCAUUCAAGGAUUUGUCGUAAUUAUAUUGAACUGUUUUGUUUUUCUUUAAAUAAAUGAAAUGAAAUAAAGAACAAUAAAUAAUAAUGUACAUUUCCAGUAAAAGCAGCGCAGCGUCAGCCUCGUACGAGCCGUUGUCUUCAGGAUACGAGGGUGCAGCUCCCUCUCACCUCACGCCCAGUUUAGACCAACAGAUCCAAGUACAUCCUACAUAGCAUGUUGUAAAUAACUGGCUGUUUGUACUUAAUGGGCUCCCACUAACUCCCUAAGUGUCAUUUCUGAGGUUUUCUGGGGAAUGUGUCUCUUUUCAUAUCAGACAUUUGUAUGAUAACGUGCUUUUGUUUAACUCCUCGUGUCGCCCGGCCGUCCGCCCCAAACCGAGCUCCGGUUCCUCUGGUCACUCCGGCGUUGCUCUCCUCCGAGUCCUAGACUUGUUUCUAUCUGUGAUGGAGCUGAACGUGCAGAGAACUCACCGGUUUAUUAUUAUUAAACACUUUGACAUUCAGUCCUAAACUGAAUGUUUGAAUAUAUUCUGGCUUCGACGACGGAGCUGUAUAACGUUUCAUGUUGGAAGUGGUGCAUUGUGGUCAAUGUCAUUGUGUAUUUGAUGUGACUUUCUUUUUGGGAUUUGCCAUUAAAGUUGUUUUUACUCUGAAAAGGGA
Molecule: messenger RNA, 1848 nt
Organism: Cololabis saira (Pacific saury)
Lineage: Eukaryota; Metazoa; Chordata; Actinopteri; Beloniformes; Belonidae
Exons: 3
Coding region: 90-659 (189 amino acids)
Source: RefSeq, a predicted model, not a curated record